Molecule: messenger RNA, 3813 nt
Organism: Poeciliopsis prolifica (blackstripe livebearer)
Lineage: Eukaryota; Metazoa; Chordata; Actinopteri; Cyprinodontiformes; Poeciliidae
Product: RCC1 and BTB domain-containing protein 1-like
Exons: 12
Coding region: 781-2376 (531 amino acids)
Molecular function (GO): protein binding
Source: RefSeq, a predicted model, not a curated record
CUAAGAGCUCGAUCAAAAUUCUUAACUUCCUAAGCUAAUGAUGCUUAAUUUACCUUCACCUUGACGUGGUGCCUCACACGACUUAUUAAAAUAUAAAAAGGUGUUUUGCUUUUUGCUUGAAAGGAGAAAACCUGAGAGAAAUGACGCAACUCAGGAGUUGCCUGCUUAUCUAGUUGUACAACAUGUUUCUCAUGGCUUUUAAGAGACCUGAUGGCUUUUAAGGGAAGAUCCUCUGCAGCGGUCUGUUAAAUGAAGUUUUACAAAAAGGAUAAAAGUUUCACGAAUCCCAAACAUGGUUUUAAAUAUCCCACUAUUAAAGCAGAAUAAACCAGUCCAGGUUUGAAGAGACCAGGUGUUGUAGUUUUUAAACUAGAGUCAAUUGAAGAGGAGAUUCUUAGUAGUGAUAAACUAUUGCUUAAUUGAAUAGUUAAUGAAGGAAGAGGAGCUGGAUUAGAGUUACUCAGCAGUUUUGAUGCAUGCUAUUCAUAACUAUGUAAUUACAGUCUAAACUAGGAAUGCUGAUCUAAAGGACAAGCUUUGUUUCUAAGUUUUGAUUGAUAAAUGAUGCUCUGGGUUUUGACACUGUAAUAAAAACAAGAGAAUGUGUAAAAGUGUUUUCUUUGUUUUAACCAUCUCUUCUUUUCUGUCUGCAGGAAUGCUUCUCCGCCUUUUAACACCCUCCCUUCCCCUAAUAGGUCGCACUCCCACAAUUUUCCUGAACUCUUUUAUUACUGACUUUUCCUCAUCAUCAUUGCGGGGGAACUAAAAUUAGCAGCAGUCAUGGUAGAUGUCAGUAAAUGGCCCCUGUUCUCGCUGCUGAGCAGUGAGGAGCGAGCCACAGUCCGUCAGGCCUGUAUCUUUGGGACAUCGGCAAACGAAGCUAUCUAUGUCACUCAAGAAAAUGACGUGUAUGCAUUUGGUCUAAACUGCAGUGGCUGCCUUGGGACAGGUGACAGUGUGAGCACCAUUGUGCCAAAGAAACUGGACUUCCUGCAGGGGAAGAAGAUUGUCAGCCUCAGCUAUGGCAGUGGACCUCAUGUCCUGUUGGCUACAGAAGAUGGACAGGUGUUUGCCUGGGGUCAUAACGGUUACAGUCAGCUAGGGAACGGCACGACCAACCCGGGAUUUUCAGCCGUGGCGAUCACAGCGAACCUACAGAACAAGAAAGUGAUGGAGGUGGCAUGCGGCUCACAUCAUUCUCUGGCUCUCACUCACGACGGAGAGGUGUUUGCAUGGGGUUAUAACAACUGUGGCCAGGUGGGUUCAGGCUCCACAGCCAACCAGCCGUACCCAAGGAAAGUCUGCAGCAGCCUGCAGGGCAAGACUGCAGUGAGCAUCACAUGUGGACAAGCGUCCUCCAUGGCUCUGAUUGACAACGGAGAGAUUUACGGUUGGGGCUACAAUGGAAACGGGCAGCUGGGAACUGGGAACAAUGGCAAUCAGCUUUCUCCUUGUUGCCUUACUACGCUUCAAGGGUUGUGCAUUCAACAAAUUGUUUCAGGAUAUGGACACUGCUUGGCCCUAACAGACGAAGGACUACUUUAUGCCUGGGGAGCAAAUACUUAUGGUCAACUAGGAACUGGCAAUAAGAACAACCAUCUCACUCCUGUGCAAAUCAUGGCUGACAAAGAGAGGGUUGUAGAGAUUGCAGCAUGCCACUCGACACACACUUCAGCAGCCAAGACUUCAAGCGGCAAGGUGUACAUGUGGGGUCAGUGUCGAGGCCAGCUGAUCUCUCGUCCUCGCCUCUCCCACCUCAGCAGCACGGAUGAUGUGUUCGCCUGCUUCGCUACGCCCCCUGUGACGUGGCGCCUCGUGUCUAUGGAGUACGAUGACUUCAUGACGAUUUCUGAGGCUCUCAGGGAAGAGUUUGACUGUCCAGACACUGCCGACCUCAAGUUCAGCAUUGAUGGAAAAUGCAUUUAUGUUCACAAAGCUGUCCUGAAGAUCAGGUGUGAGCAUUUCCGCUUAAUGUUUCGCUCCCAGUGGACAGAAGAUCAGCAGGAUGUGAUCGAGAUCAGCCAGUUCUCAUAUCCCGUCUACAGAUCUUUCCUCCAGUUUCUCUACACAGACACUGUUGAUCUGCCACCCGAGGACGCCAUUGGCUUAUUGGAUCUGGCUACGUCUUACUGUGAAAACCACCUGAAACGUCUGUGUCAGCAGAUAAUCAAGAGGGGAAUUACUGUAGAAAAUGCCUUCACCCUGCUGUCUGCAGCCAUUCGAUAUGAUGCAGAGGAUCUUGAAGAAUUUUGCUUUAAGUUUUGUGUCAACCACAUGACUCGGGUGACUCAGACCACAGCUUUCUGGGAAGUAGACGGAGCCAUGCUCAAAGAGUUUAUCAGCCGAGCAAGCCGCUCUGGAGCCUUCAAAAACUGAGCAUUGCUUUCUCACAUUUUAAAACACCAGUGUGCUGCAGGAUCAGCACGCCAUACUGAACUGAUGGUAGUCGUCUACGGAUUUUAAAUCAGCACUUUGGCCAAUUCCUGUGAAGUCAUUCUGAAUGUUCAUAAAUAUGAAUAUUUUCAUGCUGCAAGUGUUCUCUUCCGCCAUUUUCUUAGCCAGUUCUUACAUUCCACUUUAUUUAACUGCACAAUGCAUGUGAGAAACUGAAAGGCAGGAACAACAGUAAGUACUGUUCUGCAGCUCAUCUUUGUGCUGCAUUCGAAGCGCCAGGUUAAGCCACAUUUGAAGUUUUAAAUGAUGACAUUUAGAUUAGUGCAGAUUAUUUGGUUGAUUGUUACUGUUCAAAACGACUGUAUUUUGGACUUUGCUCUGUAGCACCUAAUCUUGCCUGCAUUAUUAAGUCAAACUUGCUUUUAAAAGAGAUUUGAGCGUUUACUUUUAAAUACUUUGCACUAGAAUCUUUACUAAUGUGUGCUGUUACAAUGUUCUAAGAUCCCUUGUUUCUCUGCUAAUGUAUAUGUUUUGAAAUUGAUAUAAAGCAAUAUUUGACAUAACUUAAUACUUAUAUUUAUUAAUGUAUUCAUACAGUUACCAAAGAUAAAAUAAGAAUCCUGCUGCCUGGGUGUCCUUGACAAAAAAAUAAAUGUUAUCGACCAAAUUAAUCUGAAGGAGGACUAAGGAAGAGCUGUUUUUCCUUUUCUCAAUGGUCUCUUUAUUUGGAAUGAAUUUGAUUUUGGAGCUUAAUUUAUGUAUUCUGUUUAGGGACUGUUUCAGAUAAGUAAAGCAGGUCAAUGGGCAGUUAAAAUGAUGAGGUUGAGGUUUACAGUUUUUAUUUUGUCUUGUACAAAUAUGGAGAUUGAAACCGAAAAUGUGAUGGUUUUCCUUAACAUAUAUUUUUAUUGUUUUUUUUUUGUUUUUUUUUUUUUUCAAAAGCUCAUAUUUGCAAACUUAAAACACACGACUCUAAAAUUCCUGUUAAAUACUUGCAAUGAUUUUUUAUUUUUUAUAUCUAGUUUUAAGAUGCUCUUUGUCUGAAUAAAUAGACAUUGAAAUAAGCAAGUCUUUGACUUUCACACUUUUUGUGACAUGGGUAAAAAUAGAUGGUUAAGCUAAAAUUCCAGAAUUAUAUUUUAUUUAUUUCUCCACCUCAAUAAUAAACUGAGCAUGUCAUAUUAAGUAAACAUGUAAAUUGUUACAUUUCAGAAGGGAUGUGUAAAUAAUUGUAAAUCAUUUGCAUCAACAACCAUUGUAAGAGGGGACAAUUUUGUGUCAUUCUGCAACUGAAAAUCCGGGGCCACAAAAAAUGUCCAGGGGCUGAAAAUGGCCCACAGGCCACACUUUAGACACUUGUGCAAAGGGAGGUACACUGUCACAAUUGUAAGUCCCUUUCUUAAGUACCAGCUUCUUAUA